AUGAAGUUUGGAAAGUAUUUGGAGGAGAAUCAUGUGCCGGAAUGGCGUGACAAAUAUGUUCAAUACAAACAGAUAAGAAAGAAGAUCAAAAAGUUCAAGGCAGAGAUCGAUCAAUUCAAGAAUGAUCCCGAGGACCAAGAGGAACAGAGUCCACACACUCCUCACUCCUAUGCACCCAACUCACUCAAGCGAAACAGCACCUAUUCCAACUUGGUGAAGCGUGCUGCCAUCACUGGCAGUAGUACGGGUGUUCAUUCGCCAUUCGACGGUAACCAAUCGACCGGUCUCCAAUUGGAUUCGGUGAGCAGCGGUGAACUUCAGAUGGCAUUCGUCAAUAGUUUGGCUGCGUCGGCCGGUGUCAACACCAAACAGCGAGUACUACCACUCCAUUCACAGAAUGUGUUGCAACGACUCAUCGAAAUUCAAGGUGAAAUGACAGAGAUCAUCAUGGACGAAGCAAAGAAAGUGAAUGAGUUCUAUGUGGAGCGCGAGAAAGAGGCGAUCGAAAGAUUCAAUCAGAUUUACAGUCAGGUUCACAAGUUGAUUCAGCUGCGUCAGGAAGAAGAGACUGCCAUUGAAGAAUCAUCUACCUCCGAAGCAAAGAAAGAGAGUUAUUCACCGAGAAAUAAAUUUGAAAAGUUGGUCAACAAGAAAGUUAAGACGGAGAAUGAAAAGUCGAAAAAGAAAGUAAAGAAACCAACUACUACAUCUUCUUCUUCGUUAUCACUGUCCAAUAGUAUACCGACAUCUCCAUCAAUGUCAGGUAUGUCAGUGGAUUCCAACAGUCCAACACAAAUAGUCAUAGGAAUCACACCAGAGAAAUCCAAUAAUGAUCAUCAUCACCAAGUGAAUGAACACUUGAUAGAUUCGAAUAACGAGGAGGAGGAAGAAGAAGAGGAAGAAUAUGGUGAAGCUGAUCAUUCUGGUGGAGAGGAAGAGGAAGAGGAAGACAGCCAUCCAGAGACAAUCAUUGAGAUGGUUCCAAUCGGAGACGACGGUGCCAAUCCAAUGUCAAGCACACUCACCAGAAAGAACAUCAUUCUCGAUGUAUUCGAAACCAUUGAACAAGAUAUGAUUCAGCCACUGGAAAACAAAGCAAAGAAAUGGUUUAAACUUGGUAAAAAGAAAAAUAAUGAACAUACAAUGAAAGAAUUGAUUCAAGAAUUCUAUAGAUUCUUAAUCUUGGUAAAGAAUUAUAAAGUAUUAAAUUACUCUGCACUUGUAAAGAUUAUUAAAAAAGCAGAGAAAAAUACUGAAUUGGUUCUAAAUGACAAGAUUAUCAGUACUGCCGAUAAAAUGAUGUUCAAAACAUCAAAGUUGAUCGAUAAACUCUCUGGUUCCAUCGAGAAGAUCUAUGCCGAUGUGUUUUGUAAUGGAAAGCUUCGAGAUGCCAGAAAGAACCUGAGACACCGACAGAACGCAGAGCAAGGCACUAUCGAAUCGACCACUGGAACCACUUUCUUUUCUGGAAUGUGUGCAGGUUGGACAACAGCGAUUCUCAUUCUUAUUUAUUUUGUGUUGUACACUGGCGAGUACGAUGAUUUCGUACGGUUUGGCACGGUCUACAAUUUGUUUGUCACCCUCGGUUUAGCGAUUCUCUGGGCACUGAUGUUUGGUAUCGAUAUUUACAUUUGGACAAAAGCACACGUACACUAUUCAUUUAUUUUCGAACUCAGUCGGAAUACGCUCACCUAUCAUCGUGUGUUCCAGGCGGUGACAGUGCUUUCGGUGCUCUGGAUCACAUCGAUCGGUAUCUACAUGUGGAAAUCGAUGGGUAAUUUCCCAUUCCCUUUCGUCAGUGCAGAGUACACUCCACUCAUUCUGCUGGUUGUUUACCUCUUGAUAUUGAUUUGUCCAUUCAAUAUUUUCCAGCGAGAAGUUCGAAAGUGGUUCCUUCUUACAAUUUGGCGUGUCGUCACAGCACCCGCCAAAACCGUUAAAUUCUCCCAUUUCUUUAUGGGUGAUCAGUUGUCUAGUCUUGUACUGAUGAUGGUCCAAUUGUCACAAUUUAUAUGCUUCUACACAGUCGAUGUUUAUCAUUCACCAGAGCAUGCAGUUUGUAUACAAAAAGGAAGAUAUAUUAAUCCAUUCAUUUCUGCACUUCCAGCGACUUGGCGUUUAUUACAAUGUUUCCGUCGUUAUUAUGAUAGUAAAGAUAUUGUACAUUUAAGAAAUGCAUUGAAAUAUUUCCUUUCUAUUGUUGUUGUUUUCUUUUCUGCGAUCGAUUCAUUCUAUUCAACAGGAUGGACAUCUCCAACAAGAAUCAUUUGGUUAAGUUCAGGUUUAAUUAAUAGUUGUUAUUCUUAUUGGUGGGAUUUAUUUAUGGAUUGGUCAAUUUUAGUUAAACCAAAGACAUCAAGUUGGAAUCCAUUCAAAUAUACAUUAAGAAAGAAGAGAAUGUAUUCACCAACCUUUGUAUACUAUAUUGCAAUCAUUACCAAUUUUGGAUUUAGAAUGACUUGGAGUCUUACUAAAUCACUGCCACAACUCACCACACUUCUUCCAUCAUACAAAUUGGUGGUUGUCAUUGCCGUAAUUGAAGUAUUGAGAAGAGGACAAUGGAAUGUUUACCGUUUAGAGAACGAACACAUUAAUAAUUGUGGUCGUUUCAGAGCAACUCGUGAUAUUCCAUUGCCAUAUGAAUUGAAUUAA
Messenger RNA from Heterostelium album PN500, 2652 nucleotides. RefSeq names its product SPX and EXS domain-containing protein. The transcript has 4 exons. NCBI's taxonomy places the organism in Eukaryota, Evosea, Eumycetozoa, Acytosteliales, Acytosteliaceae. The record is from RefSeq and is a predicted model, not a curated record. The coding region runs from base 1 to 2652 and encodes 883 amino acids. Gene Ontology annotation, cellular component: Golgi apparatus; plasma membrane; cytoplasm. Gene Ontology annotation, molecular function: inositol hexakisphosphate binding. Gene Ontology annotation, biological process: phosphate ion transport; cellular response to phosphate starvation.